Molecule: messenger RNA, 1452 nt
Organism: Symbiodinium pilosum
Lineage: Eukaryota; Dinophyceae; Suessiales; Symbiodiniaceae
Source: the annotation of a GenBank genome assembly
AUGGACGUGCAGAUGGGCCCGGAACAUGUCGUGGCACUCACGACCGGAGGGGAGGUCUUUUGCUGGGGCAAUGGAGGAAAGGGUCAGCUUGGAAAUGGCAAGUUUGACAUGUCCUACAUCCCCUGCAAGGUGGAUGCGUUGGCAAACGAACAAAUCGUGCAGAUUGUGGUGGUGAAGAACUCCACGUUCGCUUUGUCGACAAACGGAACCGUCUUUGCUUGGGGCGAGAACAAGGAUAACAUCCUUGGCUUCGAGGAGGAGACGGCGAAGAAGCAGGUGACGGAAUGGCCAUUGAAGCUGACGCUGCUGCAGGAGAACCGGGUACGCAAACUCGAAGUCUUCGAUGGCAAGACGAUCAUCGCACAUAUCCGCGGACAGGACCACGAAACAACGUUCGGCCGAUUUGAGACAGUGCAAGAAGAUGGUGGUCAGGAGGAAGAGGAGGAGAUAGAAAUCUUCAAGGGCAUCGAUGAGAUGCGCAAGAUCAUGGAGAAGACGCAGGAGUGGUGGAAUCACCUCCUCAACAUCAAGCACGGCCAGCCGUAUGACCUCCCGCAAGACUCGCACAUCAACAUGAACAGCGAGAAGCAGCCUGACAAGAUCGGGGCAACCAUCCAAGAUGACUUGGAGGUUGAACCCGAGCGCCUCCAUCGUGCAGAGAGGCAUUUAGACGCGCUAGUCACGGCUGCCGUGACCGAACUCAAACGGACGCAGCAGAUGCCGGGGACGAGGAAUGUUCGCUUCAUCCUUUGCAUGUUCAUCGACGAGUGCCGUCUGAGAAGAGAGAAGGUGCAGCGCACAAUUGCAGCGCGCCAGCUGAAGGAUGCUAAGGCGAAAUCCAAAGAGAUUGUCGCGUACUCCGUGAAGGACUUCAGCUCGAAUGCGAAUGAGAGCAUACGAAAAAUCAUCGCCGUGACCAAGGAACUUCAGCAGAUGCUGGACGCGGUGAAGACAAUUCAGCCUGUUGACGUGCCGAGUCAGGAACUGAAGGCGACCCUGGUGGAGUGCCUUGAGUGCAAAUUGCAGCUUCACGACAACCAAGUGGAGCUCCUCAAGGCUACAGAGGGAAAGCUGUGUGAUCCGAUGCUGCCGGCGCUGCGGAUUAUCAAGGAUCGCUGGGAUUCCCUAAAGCACUUUUCGCUCUAUGCACUGUACCUGGAGUGUGAGCAAAAGCAGCUGGACUUUGGCAGCAGUGAUGAUGAGCAUUUAGCAUACCUUGUUCGUGCAUCGAACGCUCAGAUAGAUCAAAUCCUCCAGAUUGACAAGGACCGCAUCAUCUCCCACGAUUCGAUGGUGCCUGGGCUUUGCUAUGACCUCCUACGUGAGAAUGCAGAGUUGCGCAAGAUGACGAAUUCGUACCAGUUGCAUGUCCUCAUGCUGUACCAGGGCAAGAAUAUUUCCGACGCCAGCAUAGGCGCGCACUUGAUUCCGGAUCCUACCUCGCCUGAUUAG